CCGGUACCACCCAUCCAUAUUUCAGCAAGUUACAGCUCCGAUUGUCCUGGAGUAUUAAACGUGUUGCAAAUGGGGCAUCGUGACCAUCAUCAAGCCAGACCACUCCAAUGGCGAUUAUCAUUGCAUGCGCCCUUGUUGUCUUGGCCAGUUUAUGGAUUGUGAAGCAACGAUAUCAGGCCGCAAGGCGGUUGCCAUUACCGCCUGGACCACCUCGACGUUGGCCCUUAGGAAAUACGAUGCCAAAGUCAUAUGCACCGUUUCAAUUCGCGAGAUGGACAGAACAAUAUGGACCUGUGUUCUCCCUCAAACAAGGCCAUAGGCUUUUCGUGAUUAUUGGACGUCAUCAGGCUGCGGUGGAUAUCAUGGAAAAUGAGGGAGUAAAUCUUGCCGACCGCCCGCGUUCGAUUGCAGUGCAAGAGACACUAUCUGGCGGGUUGAGAGUAGUCGUUGAGGGCAGCGGUGAGAAAUUGCGCCGGAUGCGCAGGGUCUUGCAUGCAGGCUUGCAACCCAAGGUUGCGGUGACAUAUGAGCCCAUCCAGACCAAACAUGCGAAGAAUCUGGUUCUAGAUAUCUUAAAUAAUCCAAAGAACCACCAACGUCAUGCCUUCCGUUACUCAGCUUCCGUGGUCUUGUCCUUCACCUAUGGCAAAACUACUCCGACUUUUUAUACAGAUCCUGAAGUCGUUGACAUCAAUAGGUUUUCCGUGCGUUUUGGUCAAUCUAUGAAGCCAGGAGCAUACCUUGUGGAUACGUAUCCAAUCCUGCGUUUCGUGCCAGGCUAUCUAAGCCAGCUGAAGGCAUGGCACCAAGAAGAAUAUGCUCUCUUCAAGAGGCAGAUGGAUGCAGUGCGAUUACAGAUGCGUGAGGGGACCGCAGGACCAUCCUUUACGAGGCUCGUUCUAGAGCACCCGAAACAAUACCAGCUCGAAGACAAGGCACUGGAAUAUAUCGCAGGAGGGAUGUUCGGGGCUGGUACUGAUACAACUGCUUCCUCAAUCACAUUUAUGAUAAUGGCUGCUGCCGUCCACAUUGAUGCACAGGCUCGUGCGCAACAGGAACUUGAUAACGUCGUGGGGCUGCCGACAUUUGCUGAUCAGGAAAUGCUGCCGCAGGUUACCGCGUUCAUGCUCGAGAGUAUGAGGUGGAGACCUGUCGCCCUCGCAGGCUUUGAGCAUCGCGCGACUAAGGACAUAAUUUGGAAUAACUACCUCAUUCCUGCAGGUGCAACUGUUAUUGGCAGCCAUUGGGCUAUCGCAAACGAUCCCGAGGUCUUCCCAGAACCGCACAAGUUCAAUCCUCAGCGUUGGAUUGACGAUGCAGGUCGUUUGCGCACUGAUCUCCGGUUUUUCGCUUUUGGCUUUGGUCGCCGACUUUGUCCCGGUCAACAUGUCGCGAAUCGGUCUGUCUUCCUCACCACGGCUCUUAUUCUCUGGGCGUUCCGCCUUUCCGAGAAUCCCACAGCCAAGAUCGACACACUUGCUUUCUCAGACACUGCAAUCAUACAUGCUACUCCGUUUGAGAUAUGUCUGGAGAAGAGAAUCGAUGAGAAUCUGAUCAGGGAACUGUGCGCACCGGGGGAGUGAAUGACGUUUAUCCAGGAACUUGUAAUAUGUAAACUUAACGAACGUGUAGUACAACUACGGGAAAUGCACAAUUUUCACUUAUUGUCGAAUAUGUAUACUACAACACAUAUUUGCAUCGGAUCUACUUUUAGGAUAUGCCGGAGCUAAUUCGAUGCUUUAGCCACCUAAUAUGAAUAUGCA
This is a messenger RNA of Suillus bovinus, 1763 nucleotides long. Its product is annotated as cytochrome P450. The record is from RefSeq and is a predicted model, not a curated record. NCBI's taxonomy places the organism in Eukaryota, Fungi, Basidiomycota, Agaricomycetes, Boletales, Suillaceae. The transcript is spliced from 11 exons. Gene Ontology annotation, molecular function: monooxygenase activity; oxidoreductase activity, acting on paired donors, with incorporation or reduction of molecular oxygen; heme binding. Bases 108 to 1583 code for a protein of 491 amino acids.